This is a messenger RNA of Symbiodinium sp. CCMP2592, 414 nucleotides long. NCBI's taxonomy places the organism in Eukaryota, Dinophyceae, Suessiales, Symbiodiniaceae. The record is from the annotation of a GenBank genome assembly.
AUGAAAAGAUUGGCUCCAGUGCAGCCAGAGACGUGGUCUCAGUUAAGGGAGGAGGAAAUCGAGGAGCAAGAGAACCAGUUAUUGGAAGCCCAGGCCCGAUUGGGAGAUUUGUUGGCCGAGCGGCGGCAAAUGGCCGAGCGCAUCCGAUUGCUUGAGGCCGCGAACCAAUCCGCGGAUGCAGCUGAUGCAGCUGUGGUGCAAGACGAGCUCAGCCGCGAAUUGGACGAUGUUUCGAUGGCUCUAGCUGGUGCGCUGGAUCGGCUGGCUACGGCUGCUGAUGUCGCCGAACGGCUGCGUCGUGAAAGCGAGGCAGAGACUCAAACGUUGGUGGUUGAGCAGGCAGGGCUGCGCGCACAUGCAGUUCUUGACGAAAAUCAAGAUGCCCAGCCCUUCGUGAUGGACUGGAGCCCAUGA